This is a messenger RNA of Linum trigynum, 3746 nucleotides long. Lineage: Eukaryota; Viridiplantae; Streptophyta; Magnoliopsida; Malpighiales; Linaceae. The record is from the annotation of a GenBank genome assembly.
GCGUAAAAAUUCUGUAAUAUAGAAAUUAAGUAGAAACCCCUUUAUGUGUAAUUCAUCAUAGGUUUUUGUUAGGUUACAUAAUUCGUCACUUUACCCUUGCCGCUCCCGCUUUGGAGCGUAUUAACGCGAUUUCUCAUGGAUUCACAAAUUAUUCGCGAAUUUUAUUUAACGGUAGAGCGCGGAUUUUAUGGACAAAGAUCGCGGAUUGUUUGGUUAACUAAAGUUUCUAGUCUCUUGGUCGAUGAAAGCAGUCCCAGAAGUGAGAAUGAAAGCAGUCCGAUAUGAAUUUAGAAUCUUUCCAAAAAUAUGACAAUACUCAGCUAAACGAUCAGUUUCCUUAUUGUCAAAGUUGCAGGCUAAAACUUUUCAACAACAAGCAGACAGAGGAAAAAGAUGAAUAGAUGAUCACAUUAUUUUUCUUGGAUAGACCGCCCCUCGCCUUAAAGAUCUGUAAGGAUCUCAAGAAAAAACCAGAGCCACUGCCAUAGAUCAAUCCCACUUCACUCAAAGUUCUUCACUUCCCUCUCCAGCUCCAAAUUCAAUGGAUCCACCUCCGCUCCACGUCGUCUUCCUCCCUUUCAUGGCUCAAGGCCACAUGAUCCCAAUCACAGACAUGGCCAGGCUCUUCGCCCGCCGCGGCGUCAAGUCAACGAUCAUCACCACUCCCCUCAACGCCCCUCUCUUCUCCGGCAAGAUCCGCCGCGACGCCCAAUUGGGCCUUCCAAUCGAAACCCACGUCAUCGAAUUCCCCUGCGUCGAGGCAGGGCUGCCGGAAGGUUGCGAGAAUGUCAGCGCCAUCAAGUCCCCCGACCUCUUGAUCCCGUUCUUCAAGGCCAUGGCCGUCUUCCAGCGCCCCGUCGAGGAUCUGCUCCGAAAUUGGCGGGCGGAUUGCAUAGUCGCCGACGUCGUCUUCACCUGGGCUACAGAGACCGCCGGGACACUCUGCAUCCCGAGGCUCUUCUUCAACGGAACAGGGUCGUUCGUCGUGUCUGUGCUUCACGCCCUCAAAGUCCACGAGACUUGCAACGGAUUGGAAUCUGAUUCCGAACCCUUUCUUGUCCCCGGCCUGCCGCAUGAGAUUCGAUUGAUCAAGACGCAGCUCCCGCCUUUCGUGAGAGGGGAUCAAUCGGAUAGCGGGAUUCGAGAGCUGCGAGAGGCAAUGGAGGAAUCGGAGGUCAACUGCUUUGGUACCGUGUUGAAUAGCUUCCACGAGCUCGAGCCGGGGUACGCCGAGUAUUACAGGAAGGUAAUGGGGAGGAAGGCAUGGCUGAUUGGUCCAUUGUCGCUCGGUAACAAGGAUGGUACAGAGGAAAAAGCAGAGAGGGGAGAUGUGGUUACCUCCAUCGAUGAACGGGAAUGUUUGAGAUGGCUGGAUGCUAGGGAACCCAAUUCAGUGUUGUAUAUCUGCUUUGGGAGCACAUCGUACAUUUCAGAUUCUCAGCCGUGUGAGAUCGCUGGUGCUCUGGAGUCGUUCGAGGAGCUGAGCUUCAUCUGGGUCGUGAAGAAGGGGGAAUCGCUACCGGAAGGGUUCGAGGAGAGGACGAAAGGGUUGGUGAUCAGGGGAUGGGCCCCUCAGGUGCUGAUUCUCGACCACGGGGCGAUCGGAGGGUUCAUGACACACUGCGGGUGGAACUCGACGCUCGAAGCUGUGGCUGCAGGGGUGCCGAUGGUGACAUGGCCGCUCCAGGCGGAGCAGUUUCUGAAUGAGAAGUUGGUGACCGAUGUUCUGAAGAUCGGUGUUGGAGUUGGAGCUCAAGAAUGGUCGAGAGGUGAGAGGAAGAUCGUCGUGGGGAGGGAAGACAUAGAGAGGGCGAUGACUCGGGUGAUGGUCGGCGAGGAGGCAGAAGAACUAAGGGGCAGAACUAGGAAGCUUCAGAAAAUGGCUGUCAAGGCGAACGAAGAAGGAGGAUCGUCUAAUUCUGAUCUGAAAUCGUUAUUGGAGGAACUAAAGUCUCUUAAGGACAAGAAAUUGUGAUGGCUUAUAGGGAUGACAAUCGAGCAGGUUCCAUUAUUAGCCGCUGCGACGACGUUUCGCUUUCCAGUUAUUAGUCGUUAAGCAAACACUGUUUUAGUUGCUAAUGGCCAGUAGAAACAAGACACGUGGAGUUGAAGUUUGAUUUAAUUUCGUUGCUAACUAUAAAAAGAACAGAGAAGUCAGUAGAAAGCUUGAGCUUCACUUUCACAAAUCACUAUACAGAAAUUCUCACGAGCUGGAGAUGAGAUUCUGCCUAAUACUACAGAUCUACGCUUGCUUCGGGAGCAUGUCGAUGUUCGGGAAGGAGCAAUUGAGGGAGAUCGCUAUCGGAUUGGAAGCUUCAGCGGAGCAAUUCGUAUGGGUAGUGGAGGGACGAGGGAGACAACGACAACGACGAGAGCGAAUGGCUGCCUCAAGGAUUCGAGGCAAGAUUAGGAGGGAGAGGAUUGAUACGUAAGAGGAUGGGCGCCGCAGGUUGUUAGCGUACUAAUCACUUGGUACCAAUAACUCGAGUUGUUGGGUUUAAAAUAUGUUGAAAUCGAUAAUACGGAAUAGACGAGACACAAUUUAACGUGGUAUCCCUGAUGAUCGGGACUAGUCCACGAGAGAGAACAACUCUCUCAAGCUGAUAUGUUAUUACGUUCUUAAUGGUGGCCAACAGCCAUACACUUGCUUUUAUACCCUUCUACAUACUCAACUAGGGUACAACUAGCGAUACAUGGACAAUCAUACGCAGCACAAGCAUAAGCCGCCUUGGACUUGUUGGAUGACACAUCGGGCUCCUGGGUUACGGGUCGAUGCGCCGACCGGGCUAAACCCAUUACUCCCCCACAAAGAUGCAGCGUGUAGAUCACGAACAUGCAGCUUGGACAAGAGGAAAUGAAAGCGUUCAGCCCCAAGACCUUUGGUGAACAUGUUACAUGUAUGCAACGUGGAGGUGUGAGCUGACCUUCAAGGGCUUGAUAUCUCCGGAUUGAACACGCUCGCGAACAAAAUAACAAUCCAUCUCCACAUGUUUAGUAUGCUCGUGAAAGACGGGAUUAGCUGCUAUGUGAAGGGCAACUUGAUUAUCGCAACACAGUGGAGUAGAACCACUCUGUGGAGCUCCCAAUUCCUGUAACAGCCAACGCAACCAAAGAACUUCACUGACUGUACUAGCCAUGGCUCUAUAUUUAGCCUCUACUAAAGACCUGGCGACAACAUGCUGCUUCGUGGUGCGCCAUGACACAGGAACCCCUCCAAACAUGAUAACAUACCUAGCGGUAGAACGUCGGGUAGACUGACAACCACCCCAAUCGGCAUCGUAUUAGGCAACAAGAUCCAGGGUGGUCGAUGAAGGAAAGAAGAGUCCCUGACCUGGUGACUACUUGAGAUAUCCGAGUAUCCGCUGACCUACUUCCAUGUGUGCUCUCGUAGGAGCAUGGACAAACUGACUGAAAAUAUUGAUGCCGUAGGUGAUAUCCGGUCGCGUGACUGUCAAGUAGAGUAACCUUCCUACCAGACGGCGAUAAACAGAAGGAUCUGGGUGAUCAGAUGCGGCAGACUGAGUGAGAUGGUGAUUCUGUUCAAUCGGGAAAGCACUCGGUCGACUCCCCAAGACUGCCGAAUCACUAAGGAUGUCGAGGAGGUAUUUCCUCUGGCUAAGAACAACUCCUUCAGGCGACCAGGCAACUUCAAUCCCCAAAAAAUAACUCAAGCUACCAAGAUCCUUUAUAGUGAACCGGGAAUGGAGAAAACUACUUCACUCGAGUAAUAAAGUCAAGACAAUUAC